UACCGAGGGUAUUAUAUUCCCGAAAGUUGUGUAUGGUUAAAAUGUCGCUGUAACUAUAAGCAGAGGGAGUCAAGUCGGAAGAAAACAGCAAGAAUGGCGACUACAUCAAGAGAGGCAAUCAUUGUUGAAAUGGAAGAAGGUGAUGGAACUUCAAGUAAUUCCAACAUUCCGUACUGCUUGUCUUGUAUCUCAUUUUAUUUGGGAAGCUGGCCGUGCGGAUUGGUAGCAUUCAUCAUGGCUUACAAGGCAGAUGACUCCAUGGAGAGGGGCGACGUAAUACGGUAUAGACUCUACCACAGCGUUGGUUUAAUCCUGGGUGUGAUUGGCAUCUUCCUUGGUCUAGCAGCCUUUGCGCUUUUCUAUAAGUACGUGUUCCCCGUUUGGUACCUCUACCUCUACCUGACAGUGGAACCAGAAUAUAAAUUCCCUUAGCAUAGUGUGAAAAGCAGUUCAUGGGUCGAGGAGGCGGAUAUAUACGUUGUAAAUGUACUGUGGACAAAGAUUCUUUUAUAUUUGUAUUUCAUUAUAGUUGGAAAUAAAUUAUCGUAUUUUAUGAUCAACA
Molecule: messenger RNA, 562 nt
Organism: Magallana angulata
Lineage: Eukaryota; Metazoa; Mollusca; Bivalvia; Ostreida; Ostreidae
Exons: 4
Coding region: 94-432 (112 amino acids)
Cellular component (GO): membrane
Source: RefSeq, a predicted model, not a curated record